This is a messenger RNA of Drosophila subobscura, 1289 nucleotides long. Its product is annotated as protein zerknuellt. Gene Ontology annotation, biological process: regulation of transcription by RNA polymerase II. NCBI's taxonomy places the organism in Eukaryota, Metazoa, Arthropoda, Insecta, Diptera, Drosophilidae. The transcript has 2 exons. The coding region runs from base 18 to 1142 and encodes 374 amino acids. Gene Ontology annotation, cellular component: nucleus. The record is from RefSeq and is a predicted model, not a curated record. Gene Ontology annotation, molecular function: RNA polymerase II cis-regulatory region sequence-specific DNA binding; DNA-binding transcription factor activity, RNA polymerase II-specific.
CCAAAACCUCGAAGAUCAUGUCAUCCGUCAUGCAUUACUAUCCAGUGCAUCAUCCAACAGCGCCGCCAGUGGUUAAAUACAGCGAUUUGCUUUAUGGACAUCAUCAUUCCGCGAAUCUGCAGCCGACUUCCCUGCAGAACUACACGCAGCACAGUGUCAGCAGCAUACCAGAGCAUCCUUCGUUGCAGCAGCAUCAUCAUCAACACCAUCAGCAGCAGCAGCAGCUCUCCUCCGAUGAGAAUCUGCCCUCGCAGCCCAGCCAGGAUAUGCAGCGAGUGAAGCUGAAGCGCUCCAGGACGGCCUUUACCAGCGUCCAACUGGUGGAGCUGGAGAACGAGUUCAAGAGCAACAUGUACCUCUAUCGGACACGACGCAUCGAGAUUGCCCAGCGGCUGUCCCUGUGCGAGCGACAGGUGAAGAUUUGGUUCCAGAAUCGACGCAUGAAGUUCAAGAAGGACAUCCAGGGCCACCGGGAGGCCAAGGCGAGUGCAAAGCUCGCUCAGCCCCAGGCGGAGCAGAGUGCCCAUCGGGGCAUAGUGCAGCGACUGAUGUCCUACUCGCAGGAUCCCAGGGAGGCGGCUUCCAGUGCAGCGGAAAAGCGUCCUGCUGUGGCAGCAGCUCCUGCCGCGCCUGUGGUUGCUGCUCCCCCAGUGGUGGCUGCUGCCACUCCCACUGCCUCGUUCUAUGGCCAACCGAAGAUCAAGCCACAAGCCAUCCCAAGCAACAACAACAACAGCAUGUGCUCCUCGGAUCUCAGCGAGAUCCUGGAACAUCUCGCACAGAGCACAGCGGUGCCAGCUGCAACAGUCACACCGCCGGGGCCAUCCAUUGGACCGACUUGUGGAUCCACUGGCGUGUCGUCCUCUGGCCACUAUUCGUACAAUGUGGACCUCGUCUUGCAGAGCAUCAAACAGGAUCUGGAGGCAGCUGCCCAGGCCUGGUCCAAGUCCAAGGCAGGGCCAGUCCUCGCCAAUGCCCAAUCCUGGCAUCCCAGUGGCGUGGGCAGCAGCACUGUCCCGGCGGUGUCCCAUGCAACACCCUCGAUGAAUCUGUCGUGGGGCGAGCCAGCGGCCAAGUCCAGAAAGCUCUCCAUCUCCCACAUCAAUCCCUGUGUGGCAGGCGGCUACAACUAUCAGAACUAGGAGCUGUAGCUACCGGUGUGUAUCUGGUGUCUGUCUGGUGUGCGUAUCUUUAAGUACUCCUAAGUAUCUUUAGGAUCUCUCCCUAAACCCUCAACGUCUUUGGCACUUGGACGCAAAAUGCAUUUGUCGCCCUCAAAACUCAGUGAC